Pristis pectinata (smalltooth sawfish) is the source of this 1026-nucleotide messenger RNA. RefSeq names its product Golgi-associated kinase 1A-like. Bases 1 to 1026 code for a protein of 341 amino acids. Gene Ontology annotation, cellular component: Golgi apparatus. Lineage: Eukaryota; Metazoa; Chordata; Chondrichthyes; Rhinopristiformes; Pristidae. The transcript has 3 exons. The record is from RefSeq and is a predicted model, not a curated record.
AUGGACCGCAGGCUGCGUACUCAGGAUCCUCAGCAGCCUCAUACAAGAGCAAACAGGCUCGAGGAUAGGAGCGCCCACCACAGCAUUUUCUGGCAUCAGAGACAGUACAAGUCAAGGCACUUUGUGGAAUCUGUGCAGAUUAUGGACUCAAACCUAAAUCACAAGACUAAGAAAGUACAGCCUCUUAGAAAGCCUAAAAGCAUUGACAGUAUGAAAUGGUUGGGAGAGGACAAUGAAAUUAUUGAGGCUUCAAACAAUGGUCUGGACAAGGGGACUGUGCAGGAAUUGGCAAGCACCAAUAGCACAGCACCACAGAUAAAACAAAACGAGAAGAAGCGAAAGAAGCCAGCAAAAGCAAGCAUGCAAUGCCUCUGGUUUGAUGGGUUCCACUCAGUCGAUUUCCUACAUGGAGCAGAUUCAAGCAAACCCCUCACUUGGUUCAGUCAGAGAGACCGAGAGCUGAUGAAGCUCCUGGCUGGAGGAUCUGUCCUAAAGGCUGGAUACCUCACUUGGGGAGAGCAGACGGUCUGUGUGGUGUUGAGCAUUAACAAUUCCCUAGCUGUAGAGGGCAGCAGAGACCAGUGCCAAGCGGGAGCCUGUGGAUUAGUGAAGGGACUGAGUGACCUGCGGGAAGUCACUGCUUUUCACCUGGACCGAAUCCUAGGCCUCAACAUCAGUCAGCCAGUGGUCGCACGCCGGCUGAACUCCCACCUGCUGCCGCACCAAUACACAGACGGUUCGGCGAAGCCCGUUGUGUGGUGGGACCCACGGACACCUUUACUUCAAGGUACCAGCCAGCAGCAGGAUGCCUUCCACAUGGCCCAGUUCUCAACUGUCUUUAGGAAUUGCCGAGCAGGGGGAGGUGAAGUGUGUGUCUGGGACAACAGUCCAGACCUACAGAAGAUGAAACUGUUGGAUUAUUUUUUCCAGGAUGUUGAGAUAAUUUUGGCCAGCUUUAACAGAGGGAAGGAUAAGCACACAGUUACUUUCAGUGAUUUGGAUUGCCUUUUCCUGAUCCGUCAGUAA